Podospora pseudocomata is the source of this 1159-nucleotide messenger RNA. It is a transcript of the gene SEC22, whose product is annotated as SNAP receptor. Gene Ontology annotation, cellular component: ER to Golgi transport vesicle membrane; SNARE complex; Golgi membrane. The transcript is spliced from 2 exons. The record is from RefSeq and is a predicted model, not a curated record. Gene Ontology annotation, molecular function: SNAP receptor activity. The coding region runs from base 360 to 1010 and encodes 216 amino acids. Lineage: Eukaryota; Fungi; Ascomycota; Sordariomycetes; Sordariales; Podosporaceae. Gene Ontology annotation, biological process: retrograde vesicle-mediated transport, Golgi to endoplasmic reticulum; vesicle fusion with Golgi apparatus; endoplasmic reticulum to Golgi vesicle-mediated transport.
UUGACAACUUACCGUAGCACGUCAGCAAACAGGGCUUGGGAUGACACUUGCUCCAUCUCUUCUUUCAGUCAAUUCAGAUACCCGCCCGUGCCUCCCUAGUGUAUUGCUCUUUACCGACCCGCUGCAACAAGCCCCGGAGCCGAAGCUGAAGGACGACACCUCUCCAACCAAAAAAGCCACGUACACUUGCGCCUGCCCAAAGGUAACCUGGCUGGUCUUUGACACCUUUGCGACCAGCAUCAGCAGCCGCAAUACCAAGCCAAACAUCUUCACCACCCGCACCACCACCACCACCACCACCACCACCACCUCCUCCUCCUCCUCCUCCUCCUCCUCCUCCUCCUCCUCCUCAAAUCAAAAUGAUCCGCUCAACCCAAAUCGCCCGCAUAGACGGAGUAAUGCUCUGCGCCUCAACAGACACCUCCCCCUCCGACCCCCCCGACCUAGCCGAAGUAAAAUCCCAAAUCAAGCUCAUCCUCCGCCGCCUAACCCGCACUUCCAACCCCCAAGCCAGCAUCUCGUCAGGCGCCUACACAAUCCACUACCUCCUCCAGUCCGACAUCGUCUACCUCACCAUCACCGACGCCUCCUACCCCCGCAAGCUCGCCUUCACCUACCUCUCCGACCUCGCCACCGAGUUCUCCACCACCUACCCCCAGCAGCAGCUCAUGUCCACCAUCCUCCGCCCCUACGCCUUUAUGGAGUUUGACACCUUCAUCAGCCGGACAAAAGCUACCUAUUCUGACGCGAGGGCGACGCAGAACCUGGACAAGCUCAAUGAUGAGCUGAGGGACGUGACAAAGUUCAUGACCAAGAAUAUUGAGGAUUUGCUGUAUCGGGGGGACAGCCUGGAGAGGAUGGGCGAGUUGAGCAGUAGGUUGAGGGAUGAUAGCGCAAAGUAUCGCAAGGCGGCCGUGAGGAUCAAUUGGGAUUUGAUGCUGAAGCAGUAUGGGCCUUUUGCCGGGUUGGGGUUGUUUAUAUUGAUUUUUGUCUGGUGGAGGUUUUUCUAGGGGGUAAGCACUGCGGGAAGGGGGAGAUGUAUUGGAACUAAUGAGGCGGAUGGACGUGAGCAUUUGGAGUUAUUGGGAAAGCGACAUGUUUGAAUAUGUAUAAAUAUGAGCAAAGGCAUGCGAGCAACUGGCUAGGCAAACAGAGCUUG